AUGCGAGAGCGCGUCCUCGCCAGUCGUCCCAGUAGUGACAAGAUCCUCAACCGAAACAGAGGAAUGCCUGCAGAGGCUGCAGUUCCUGGGAUGAAGCAAGAGAGGUCUGAAAGAGAGGAGGACCCACGACACAGCAGAAACAUCCAGACUGGAGUGGUUGGAGUGCCCCAUGAAGCCACUGAGGACCCCACCACCGUCCCAGCACCGCCCAGGCCCAGGACCCAACGCAGCAUCACGGAGGAGGAGGAGUGUCCACAGGUGCUGCUGCUGCUGAGUGGACUAAAGAUGGGGGAGCAAGGUGGUUGGCUGGAGGCUAACAGAGGAGACUGGGCGGACAUCUUGGAUUCCCAGACCGGUGCAGCCAAGGGCCCAGGGGACAACAUCACUGAGCAGGCCAGGACUAGAGAUGACAUAGUGGAGGUCAGUGGAUGGGACAGUGUCCUCAACUCUGGGCUGGGGAACAACACUGUUAAUAACAACCAGAAACAGACAGUGGGACACAAAACAACAACUGAACUGAGACCAGGACUGGCUGAGACCAGGGCAAGGCGUAGAAUUGGUCUGCGGGGACUGGGAGGUGUCCGUAUGCGGCUGAAGAGAACAGACACAGACUCGGCUAGCGAUGCUCCAUCCUGCUCCUAUAGUUGUAAUUCAGAGAGACUGAUGGCGCCUCAGGUUAACCCCCUAACAGGUGCUGCCUUCAGCCUGCCUUCUAUAGGAUCUAUCAACUGGAACAUGGACCCUGCGACAACACAGACACUUCCUGGCCUUCAUCCUCCUCACACUCUCCUUAUGUUAAACCAGACCUCAGAACACGCCCGUGCCUCAACACUAAAUGGCUACACAAGCCCAUUGACACAUGACCGUAGUAGAGACGGAAUCAGUAAAGGUGGCAGCGCCAAAGAGAAGCGCUUUCCGUGUUCGUUCUGUGGGAUAGCCUUCAGUUUCCCCAAACAGGUGGAGAUCCACCAGAGGAUGCACACGGGGGAGAAAGCGUUCAGCUGCCACCUGUGCCCGGCCAGUUUCUCCCGAUUGUCCAACCUGAAGAGGCACCAGAGGGUCCACACAGGGGAGAAACCCUACAGCUGCCCCCAGUGUGCGAAGAGGUUCUCCCACCACCACAAUAUGAAGGUGCACCUGAAGGUCCAUACGGGAGAGGCAGUGUCCCUGUAUGCACUGCAGGAGUAGCCUAGUCGUGUCUAAUAAUUGAGAGAAAUCGUAUCACUUGAAAUGUACGUAGGGGAUGUCUUGGAACUGUUAUUUAGAUUAAAUAUUAUAGUUAUCAUGUGAAGUGUCUUGAGGUAAGAGAGUAAUUAACCACAUACCCCUCAUUAAUCCUUUGUUAACUUGUCAUUUGAAACAGGCUAGCUGUUCCCGUAAACUUCCAGGCAUUGAGCCAACAACUAUCCAUUUAAAAAGCUUGUCUCUGCAAAAAUAUAAAAACGAAUGUACAUAUCUUUUGCGGAGGUGGCUAAAUUAAUAUAGAGGAAAAACUGAAUUCCCCUUUAAAAAAACAGCCCCCUCCCACAAUGGCACCACGUUCAGGAAGUAUCAUUUGUUGGUGGGGAAUAAAACGGUGUAAAGCUAAAUUAUUCCACUGUAAGGUUCCACCCUGUUAGGAUUAUGCACCUAACAGUUGUUAAAUGUUGUUUGAAAAAAUAGCAAAUAAAUGACUAAUGUCAAUAUUUAUUUCUCUUUGAAUAAUAUAUUUUAUGCAUAUUUAGAUACAUUUGUUGCUAAUAACAUUACAAUUAUUAAUUAGUUACAUAGCUUACAUAAUGUAAGUAAUGAAAUGUGCAUAUAUAAUUGUAAUUAGUAUGUAAUUGGCUAGCAACAAUAAAUCUGUUCAUGUUUUACAAACUCAGGUUGACAAUGUUUUUAAAAAUUAAAUUUUUGAUUUUAUCAAAUAAAUAGAAAGUAAACUAAUCCACAAUAUUCAUUAUUAUUAUAGGUGUAAUGUUUUUCAACCAUUUCAUUCAUUGAACAAAAAAUAUAAAACGCAACAUGUGAAGUGUUUGUCUCAUGUUUCAUCAGCUGAAAUAAAAGAUCCCAG
Salvelinus namaycush (lake trout) is the source of this 2053-nucleotide messenger RNA. RefSeq names its product zinc finger protein 79-like. Gene Ontology annotation, cellular component: nucleus. The transcript is spliced from 5 exons. The record is from RefSeq and is a predicted model, not a curated record. Lineage: Eukaryota; Metazoa; Chordata; Actinopteri; Salmoniformes; Salmonidae. The coding region runs from base 1 to 1188 and encodes 395 amino acids.